AUGACUCAGUACAACCAUUCAGCACAGUUCUCUCUCCCGAGCUCAGCAAAUAAAUCAUUAAAUGUCACUGAAACACCUUUGUCUUGGGAUGAAAGGACACUCUUAGGGCUGAAGAUUUCACUGUCAAUCCUUCUGGCUGUUAUAACUUUGGCAACGAUCCUCGCAAAUGUUUUUGUUGUUAUUACCAUUUUUCUGACUAGAAAGCUCCACACACCCGCAAAUUACCUCAUUGGCUCCUUGGCAGUGACUGAUCUCUUAGUGUCUGUCCUGGUGAUGCCUGUCAGCAUUGCUUACACCGUCACCCACACGUGGGCCUUUGGCCAGCUGCUGUGUGACAUCUGGCUGUCAUCAGACAUCACGUGCUGCACAGCCUCCAUCCUGCACCUCUGUGUCAUUGCCCUGGACAGGUACUGGGCUAUCACAGACGCUCUGGAGUACACCAAGCGCCGCACUGCCGGCCGAGCCGCCCUCAUGAUUGCCGUGGUCUGGAUGAUAUCUAUCAGUAUCUCCGUGCCACCAUUUUUCUGGAGGCAAGUGAAAGCUCAUGAAGAAAUUGCAAAGUGCGCUGUAAACACGGAGCAAAUUUCCUACACGAUUUAUUCUACUUGUGGAGCUUUCUACAUCCCAACUGUGCUCCUCCUUAUAUUGUAUGGGAGAAUUUAUGUAGCAGCUCGAUCCAGGAUUCUGAAUCCACCCUCAUUAUAUGGGAAACGUUUCACUACUGCACACCUGAUCACAGGUUCUGCAGGCUCUUCCCUCUGCUCCAUCAAUGCUAGCCUCCAUGAAGGGCAUUCCCAUUCAGGUGGAUCCCCAAUAUUUCUCGGUCAUGUUAAAAUAAAACUUGCAGAUAGUGUGCUGGAAAGGAAAAGAAUUUCUGCUGCGAGAGAAAGGAAAGCUACCAAAACUUUAGGCAUUAUUCUGGGAGCUUUCAUUAUCUGCUGGCUGCCUUUUUUUGUCAUAUCCCUAGUCCUACCAAUCUGCCAAGAUGCUUGUUGGUUUCAUCCCAUCCUACUGGACUUUUUUACCUGGUUGGGUUACCUAAACUCAUUAAUCAAUCCAGUAAUUUAUACAGCUUUUAAUGAAGAAUUUAAACAGGCUUUCCAAAAACUAAUACUUUUCAAAAAGAGUUCCUCUUGA
Molecule: messenger RNA, 1137 nt
Organism: Pyrgilauda ruficollis (rufous-necked snowfinch)
Lineage: Eukaryota; Metazoa; Chordata; Aves; Passeriformes; Passeridae
Gene: HTR1D
Product: 5-hydroxytryptamine receptor 1D
Exons: 1
Coding region: 1-1137 (378 amino acids)
Biological process (GO): smooth muscle contraction; chemical synaptic transmission; G protein-coupled receptor signaling pathway, coupled to cyclic nucleotide second messenger
Cellular component (GO): dendrite; plasma membrane
Molecular function (GO): neurotransmitter receptor activity; G protein-coupled serotonin receptor activity
Source: RefSeq, a predicted model, not a curated record